AUGCGGAUGAUCAAUGUGAUUUUAGUCUGCUUGGCGACAUGUUCUUUAGGUCAUGUGAGCUUUACCAAUCUGAAGUGUGAAAUGUUUGACAGGAAGUUUGGAAAAUUUGACAUCUGUCGUAUCAAGGCUGUAAAUCGAACACAUAAGUAUAUAGAUGUAGAGAUAAAGCUUAAUAUUCUACCCAUUAAUAACAUUAUGAUCAAAUUAGAACCGAUGCGAUACGGGAAUGGAUACAGACCAUUUUUUAUGAGCAUGAAGUACGAUUUUUGCAAAUAUAUGAGGAAUCCGAACGUCCGAUCAAUGAUAUUUUUAAAAGAAUUACAUUCAACGUUCAUUAAUGCUUCAAAUUUAAAUCACACCUGUCCCUAUAAUCAUGACAUUUCGAUUACCAAAUUUUGGACCGGCAAUCUGGAAAUUGCCUUCUUACGAUAUAUGCCCGUACCGAACGGAGACUACGCCAUGUAUUCGACGUGGUACUCUUCGAAUAUUCCCCGUUUAUUCGUAAAUAUUUACUUUAAAAUAACAAACUGA
Molecule: messenger RNA, 531 nt
Organism: Drosophila takahashii
Lineage: Eukaryota; Metazoa; Arthropoda; Insecta; Diptera; Drosophilidae
Source: RefSeq, a predicted model, not a curated record